Chelonoidis abingdonii (Abingdon island giant tortoise) is the source of this 6058-nucleotide messenger RNA. NCBI's taxonomy places the organism in Eukaryota, Metazoa, Chordata, Testudines, Testudinidae. The record is from RefSeq and is a predicted model, not a curated record.
UCUCUCCCCGUUUUCCUUGCGCCCUUGUGCCCUGGGCGGGGAUUCUCUUCCCUGAUCCCCUCUCCCCCGCCCACCCCACUUGAAACCAAGAUGGAGGAUGGUGGCUACUGCGGAUACCACCGCUGCUAUUGCAGCUGCUGCUCCUGAUCCCUGAAGAGGCUGCAACACCCCUGUUUCCCCUCCCACCAGCUUCCUGCUGCACUGAUUGCAACCCCUCUCCAUGCACCCACCCCCUUCCUCCUGCAAUUGUCCCUGCUUAUGGACCCCCUGUCUCUUGCUCGCAUGCAUUGAAUCUGUGCGUUCACACACAGCCCCCUAGGUGGCUGCUGGGGGGACUCUCGUAGAGCUGCAAUUGCACGCAUACCUUCAUGUUCUUCUAUUUAUUGUUGCCACCGGCAGCCACCCCCAUCUCGGUGCAUUACUCUGCUGCCUGGAUUUCCGCGUUGGCUGUUGCUAAAAGGUGAAGCCGGGACCUGAAGACAAAACAUAGACACACCUUCCUCUUCCCAGGCACCAGCGGGGGAGCAGUGAGUGGAUCAGGGUGGUGGUGGUGGGAUCUUGUCUGGAAGAGCAGCCACUACACGCAGCAGCCAUGAGCAGCUCCACUACCACCACCUCCACGACCAGCAGCGGCAACGCCGGGGAAGGGGCUGAGGAGGCGGCCAAAGACUCUGCAGACAUCGCGGCGUUUUUCCGAUCCGGGUUUCGCAGAAAUGAUGAAAUGAAGGCUAUGGAAGUAUUACCAAUUUUAAAGGAAAAAGUUGCCUAUCUUUCAGGUGGCAGAGAUAAACGUGGAGGCCCCAUUCUAACAUUUCCAGCUCGCAGCAAUCAUGAUAGAAUACGACCAGAGGACCUUAGGAGACUAAUAUCAUACCUAGCUUGUAUCCCUAGUGAAGAAGUUUGUAAACGAGGAUUCACAGUGAUUGUAGACAUGCGUGGAUCUAAAUGGGACUCUAUUAAGCCUCUGCUGAAGAUUUUACAGGAAUCCUUUCCCUGUUGUAUUCACGUUGCACUGAUAAUCAAGCCAGACAACUUCUGGCAAAAACAGAGGACUAACUUCGGCAGCUCUAAGUUUGAAUUUGAGACUAACAUGGUAUCUCUGGAAGGCCUUACCAAAGUAGUUGACCCCUCUCAACUAACUCCAGAAUUUGAUGGCUGUUUGGAGUAUAACCAUGAGGAGUGGAUCGAAAUCAGAGUUGCCUUUGAGGACUACAUUAGCAGUGCAACCCACAUGCUGUCCAGACUGGAGGAACUGCAGGAUAUACUAGCUAAAAAGGAAUUGCCUCAGGACUUGGAGGGUGCUCGAAAUAUGAUUGAGGAGCAUUCACAAUUGAAGAAGAAAGUCAUUAAGGCCCCUAUUGAGGAACUUGACUUGGAAGGACAAAAGCUGCUCCAGCGGAUACAGAGCAGUGAAAGUUUCCCCAAAAAGAACUCUGGGUCAGGGAACGCAGACUUGCAAAACCUUUUACCCAAAGUAUCCACCAUGUUGGACCGGCUGCACUCAACUCGGCAGCAUCUGCAUCAGAUGUGGCAUGUGCGGAAGUUGAAACUGGACCAAUGUUUUCAGCUCAGGCUGUUUGAGCAGGAUGCUGAAAAGAUGUUUGACUGGAUCACACACAACAAAGGUCUGUUUCUGAAUAGUUACACAGAGAUUGGAACCAGUCACCCCCAUGCUAUGGAGCUGCAGACGCAGCACAAUCACUUUGCCAUGAACUGUAUGAAUGUGUAUGUAAACAUAAACCGCAUCAUGUCAGUAGCAAAUCGUUUGGUUGAGUCUGGCCAUUAUGCUUCACAGCAGAUUAAACAGAUCGCUAGUCAGUUGGAGCAAGAGUGGAAGGCGUUUGCUGCAGCCUUGGAUGAACGAAGCACCUUACUGGAUAUGUCCUCCAUCUUCCACCAGAAAACUGAACAGUACAUGAACAACGUGGAUUCAUGGUGUAAGGCCUGUGGUGAGGUAGAACUUCCUUCUGAACUACAAGAUUUAGAAGAUGCCAUUCAUCAUCAUCAAGGAAUAUAUGAGCAUAUCAGUCUGGCUUACUCAGAGGUGAGCCAAGAUGGGAAGUCGUUACUUGACAAACUUCAGCGACCUUUGACUCCUGGAAGCUCUGACUCAUUAACAGCUUCUGCUAACUACUCCAAGGCAGUGCAUCAUGUCCUGGAUGUCAUCCAUGAAGUACUGCACCACCAGCGACAACUGGAGAACAUUUGGCAGCAUCGGAAGGUCCGCCUGCACCAACGGCUUCAGCUCUGUGUUUUUCAACAAGAUGUCCAACAGGUAUUGGAUUGGAUUGAGAACCAUGGAGAAGCUUUCCUUAGCAAACACACUGGGGUAGGAAAGUCCCUGCAUCGGGCCAGAGCUUUGCAGAAACGCCAUGAAGACUUUGAAGAAGUAGCACAGAACACAUAUACCAAUGCAGAUAAAUUGCUAGAAGCCGCCGAGCAGCUGGCUCAGACGGGGGAGUGUGACCCAGAAGAGAUUUAUCAAGCUGCACAUCAGUUGGAAGACAGAAUACAGGAUUUUGUUAGGCGUGUGGAGCAACGCAAGAUCCUGCUGGACAUGUCUGUGUCUUUUCACACUCACGUUAAAGAGCUAUGGACAUGGCUCGAGGAGUUACAGAAAGAGCUGCUCGAUGAUGUCUAUGCAGAGUCUGUGGAGGCUGUACAAGACUUGAUCAAACGCUUUGGCCAGCAGCAACAGACCACUUUACAGGUUACAGUCAAUGUCAUCAAGGAAGGGGAGGAUCUUAUACAGCAACUAAGGGAUUCUGCCAUUUCUAGUAACAAGACCCCUCACAACAGUUCUAUCAAUCACAUAGAGACAGUACUGCAGCAGCUGGAUGAGGCCCAGUCUCAGAUGGAGGAGCUUUUUCAGGAACGCAAGAUCAAGCUUGAACUCUUCCUGCAGCUACGCAUAUUUGAGAGAGAUGCAAUAGAUAUAAUUUCAGACCUUGAAUCGUGGAAUGAUGAGCUCUCUCAGCAGAUGAAUGACUUCGACACUGAAGAUCUUACAAUAGCAGAGCAGAGACUCCAGCACCAUGCAGACAAAGCCCUGACGAUGAAUAACCUGACCUUUGAUGUCAUACACCAAGGACAAGAUCUGCUGCAGUAUGUCAAUGAAGUGCAGGCCUCUGGUGUGGAGUUGCUUUGCGACAGAGAUGUAGAUAUGGCAACUCGUGUUCAGGAUCUGCUGGAAUUUCUUCAUGAGAAACAACAGGAGCUGGACUCAGCAGCGGAACAGCAUCGGAAACACUUAGAACAGUGUGUGCAGCUGCGCCACCUGCAGGCUGAAGUCAAACAGGUGCUGGGCUGGAUCCGAAAUGGGGAGUCUAUGUUAAAUGCGGGGCUUAUCACGGCUAGCUCCCUGCAGGAGGCAGAACAGCUGCAAAGGGAGCAUGAGCAGUUCCAGCAUGCUAUAGAGAAAACACAUCAAAGUGCGCUGCAGGUACAGCAGAAAGCAGAGGCGAUGCUGCAGGCUAAUCAUUAUGAUAUGGAUAUGAUAAGGGACUGCGCUGAGAAAGUUGCUUCUCAUUGGCAGCAGCUGAUGCUGAAGAUGGAGGACCGUCUCAAACUUGUGAAUGCUUCUGUCGCCUUCUAUAAAACAUCAGAGCAGGUGUGCAGUGUGCUGGAGAGUCUGGAGCAGGAAUAUAAGCGGGAAGAAGACUGGUGUGGGGGAGCAGACAAACUGGGUCCCAACUCUGAAACAGACCAUGUGACCCCUAUGAUAAGCAAGCACCUUGAACAAAAAGAAGCGUUCUUGAAGGCUUGUACUCUGGCUCGGAGGAAUGCUGAUGUCUUCCUGAAAUACCUGCACAGGAAUAGUGUAAACAUGCCAGGGAUGGUGACUCACAUCAAAGCUCCUGAACAACAAGUCAAAAAUAUCUUAAAUGAACUCUUCCAGAGGGAGAACCGCGUGCUGCAUUACUGGACAAUGAGAAAAAGGCGCCUUGACCAGUGUCAGCAGUAUGUGGUCUUUGAAAGAAGUGCCAAACAGGCUUUGGAAUGGAUCCAUGACAAUGGAGAGUUUUAUUUAUCCACGCAUACCUCCACUGGUUCCAGUAUCCAUCACACUCAAGAGCUGUUAAAAGAACAUGAAGAAUUUCAGAUCACUGCAAAGCAAACCAAAGAGAGGGUGAAGCUGUUGAUACAGCUGGCUGAUGGCUUUUGUGAAAAAGGACAUGCCCAUGCAGCAGAGAUUAAAAAAUGUGUCACAGCAGUGGACAAGAGGUACAGAGACUUCUCUCUGCGCAUGGAGAAAUAUAGGACCUCUUUAGAAAAAGCCUUGGGGAUUUCUUCUGAUUCAAAUAAAUCGAGCAAAAGCCUGCAGCUGGAUAUAAUCCCAGCUAGUGUUCCUGGGUCAGAGGUGAAACUGCGAGAUGCUGCUCAUGAGCUUAAUGAAGAAAAGAGAAAAUCUGCCCGCAGGAAAGAGUUCAUUAUGGCUGAGCUAAUUCAGACAGAAAAGGCUUACGUAAGAGACCUCCGGGAAUGUAUGGAUACGUAUCUGUGGGAAAUGACCAGUGGUGUUGAGGAGAUCCCACCUGGUAUUGUAAACAAAGAACAUAUCAUCUUUGGAAACAUGCAGGAAAUCUAUGAGUUCCAUAAUAACAUAUUCCUCAAGGAGCUGGAGAAAUACGAACAGUUACCAGAAGAUGUUGGGCACUGCUUCGUAACUUGGGCAGACAAGUUUCAAAUGUAUGUUACGUAUUGUAAAAAUAAGCCAGAUUCUACCCAGCUGAUAUUGGAGCAUGCAGGAACAUAUUUUGAUGAAAUACAACAGCGACAUGGAUUGGCCAACUCCAUCUCCUCUUACCUUAUCAAACCUGUCCAGAGGAUAACAAAAUAUCAGCUUCUCUUAAAGGAGCUGCUCACCUGCUGUGAAGAAGGUAAAGGCGAGAUUAAAGAUGGUCUGGAGGUAAUGCUUAGUGUGCCAAAGCGAGCCAAUGAUGCGAUGCACCUCAGCAUGCUGGAAGGGUUUGAUGAGAAUAUUGAAUCUCAGGGAGAGCUCAUCCUUCAGGAAUCCUUCCAGGUUUGGGACCCAAAAACUUUAAUCCGAAAGGGUCGUGAGAGGCAUCUCUUCCUCUUUGAGAUGUCCUUGGUCUUCAGUAAAGAGGUGAAGGACUCAAGUGGGAGGAGCAAAUACAUAUACAAGAGCAAACUGUUUACUUCAGAGCUGGGUGUUACAGAGCAUGUAGAAGGAGAUCCUUGCAAAUUUGCACUGUGGGUAGGAAGGACACCAACUUCUGACAACAAAAUUGUGCUUAAGGCUUCCAGUAUAGAGAACAAACAAGACUGGAUCAAGCACAUCCGGGAAGUGAUACAAGAAAGAACCAUUCAUCUGAAAGGAGCAUUGAAAGAGCCAAUCCACAUCCCCAAAACAGCUCCAACAACUAAGCAGAAAGGAAGGAGAGAUGGAGAGGACCUGGACAGUCAGGGAGAUGGCAGCAGCCAGCCUGAUACUAUUUCAAUUGCAUCACGAACUUCCCAGAAUACACUAGACAGUGAUAAGUUGUCAGGUGGCUGCGAGUUGACUGUGGUCAUCCAUGACUUCACAGCAUGCAACAGCAAUGAGCUGACAAUCCGCCGUGGUCAGACAGUGGAGGUUCUAGAGAGGCCACAUGACAAGCCCGACUGGUGUCUGGUACGAACCACAGAUCGAUCCCCUGCUGCAGAAGGGCUAGUUCCUUGUGGGUCACUCUGCAUUGCCCACUCUAGAAGCAGCAUGGAGAUGGAGGGUAUCUUUAAUCACAAAGACUCUCUUUCAGUCUCCAGUAACGAUGCCAGUCCUCCUGCCUCCGUAACAUCACUUCAGCCCCAUAUGAUUGGUGCACAGAGCUCCCCAGGCCCCAAACGCCCUGGCAACACCCUAAGGAAAUGGCUUACCAGUCCAGUGAGGCGCCUUAGCAGUGGGAAGGCAGAUGGACAUGUCAAGAAAUUGGCCCAUAAGCAUAAGAAGAGUAGAGAGGUCCGCAAAAGUGCUGAUGCUGGCUCUCAGAAGGACUCAGAUGACAGUGCUGCUACGCCACAGGAUGAAACCAUUGAAGAGGUCCAGGAGGAUGUAUAG